Penicillium digitatum Pd1 is the source of this 801-nucleotide messenger RNA. RefSeq names its product Major facilitator superfamily domain, general substrate transporter. The record is from RefSeq and is a predicted model, not a curated record. Gene Ontology annotation, cellular component: lipid droplet; prospore membrane; ascospore wall. Lineage: Eukaryota; Fungi; Ascomycota; Eurotiomycetes; Eurotiales; Aspergillaceae.
AUGUCCGAGAAAAUCAAAGAAGCAGUGCUUGCCGAGGCCAAAAACACUCAAGCAAUUGCUCAUGAUGUCAUGACGUCUGGCGCAUACUUGUAUCCAUUGAAGGGUAUUGUCUACUUCGCAACCCACAAGGACCUUUGGCGUCCUUUUCUAUCUCGCGCGGGCCGAACGAUCACACUGGGAGUCGGCGUCACAUCCGUGAUGUUCUUCUUCACGUACUUGCCGCAGAUGGCCAUCAUGGCCUUCACUAGUGGCCCGUUGGCUGCUAUUUCUGCAGCGAUCCUGGUCCUUGGUGAGAGUUCCACCAUCACAAACGUCCUCUCACGCUCGUUCCUCGUCGAAGAUGCCCUGAUCGACACCUUUGAUGGCACCCUAGUGGCGCGUGACCAGGAGACACUCGUAGCACAAGGACGCCAGUUGAAAUCACGAUCGGGAGGAAAAGAUGCUAUGGCCAGACUGGGUAAGGUUUUUACUCGGCCUCUCGCGCGGUUGAACCCAAGGGCUCUACUGCGAUCUUUGCUCUACCUACCUCUGAACCUCAUUCCUGUGGUCGGGACUGUUUUGUAUAUCUGUAUGCAGGGGAAAAGAGCAGGACCAGUACUUCACGCCAGAUAUUUCCAGCUCAAGGGCUGGGACUCUACGAUGCGAGAGGAGUGGGUGAAGAAAAACCAGGGCGCGUACACUGGACUUGGAAUAGCAGCCUUUUUGUUGGAAAUGAUACCGUUUGCCUCGAUCGCGUUUUCAUUUACGAACACUGUUGGUGCGGCUCUCUGGGCUGCGGAUUUAGAGAAGGCAACCAAGUAG